Molecule: messenger RNA, 574 nt
Organism: Condylostylus longicornis
Lineage: Eukaryota; Metazoa; Arthropoda; Insecta; Diptera; Dolichopodidae
Product: neuroparsin-A-like
Exons: 2
Coding region: 62-541 (159 amino acids)
Source: RefSeq, a predicted model, not a curated record
UAUAAAAAAAAAAACAAUAAAACAAAAAUAUUAUAUUCCAACAGAAAAAUAAAAAAUCAAAAUGGCUCCAUUUAUAAUUUUUAAUUCUAAAAAUUUUAAAAAAUCUACUGAAAUUCGUACACAAAAUAAUCGAAAAUUUCAUUUAAUUUUAUUAUUAAGUUUUCUUUAUUGUGUAUUUUUAUUUAAUGGAGCCGAAUCAGGAAGAAUAGAACAAGCGCAUUUAAGUGCAAAAGUAUUUCGUUGUGUAUAUGCAAAAUAUAAGACAGUACAUAAUGCAACAUUAGAAUGUAAUCUUGGUAGCUAUUGGGAUAAUUGUGGACGUCAUGUUUGUUAUAAAGAUAUUAAAGAAACAUGUGAUGAAGGUAAUUUUGGUGAAAUGCAUGGUAAAUGUGCACCAACAUUAAAUUGUUUUUGCGGUAUUUGUAUGGGUUGUACAUCACCACAACGUUGUUUAUUAGAAUUACCAUGCAAACGUCAAGAAAAUAAUUUUAUUGAUAAAUUAAAUGAUUAUUCAUUUAUUGGUAGUAAUGAUUAUUCUUAAAUAAUUAAAAAAAAAAUUUUAUAUAAAUUAUUA